AUGUUUGCACAACCUUUCGACCACUCGUUCAACAACGAUGAUUUAUUCAGUCAGUACGUCAAUAUUGAUGGCUCGAGUACCGACGGCAACAAAGACGUUUCAUUCCCUAGCGACUUUGAUCAAUUCUUUUCGCUGGACUCAUUGUCAAGUAAUUGUGGCGAGCAGUCACCCAUCAUCUCCACCUCCAAACAACAAACCCAUCCUUCACCACAGUGGGCGAAGGAUUUCUGGAGCCUACCGCCAGACGCACCCUCAUCUCUCGGCCAAGCCCCCCUUGCAUUUCAAGACACCGUUCAUCCCUCUGCUGUUUCAGAUCUAAACGUCAACCUUGAAGCUUCUUCGACGACUUGCCCUGCAGAGACCCGCUCUUCGCCGACAACUCCCCCGGGAACUCCACGCCGUAAACCAAAAAGUGCAUUAGUCACUCCGAAGUCUAUCCAACGUCACCGCGAACCUAAUGGUCGCCGUGGUUUGCAGCACAAACAAAGCUUCUCCCCCAGCCUGACACGUCCUUCUCAAUUCCAGAAAGGAAGAAUGGCGUAUCAAGAAGCUUGGGCGCACCGACUUCAGAACUUGAAUUUCCUCCGUAGUGCUGAUGAUCGAUUCCCACUGUCGCCGCCACCGUCAGAUAUCCUGCCACAGCAAGAGAACAUAGCGGCCGACAACAGCGCCGUACACAUCCAUCAUUCGGGAGACUCCACCGAGAUGCAUCAUCACUUUGACACUAGCAUUUUCACCCCAUCUCCCGCGAUAUCCAUGCCAUCGCCAUGUACGGGAGUGUUAUCAAGACAACAAGCCCGGUAUUUAAACCACUCCAAUAACUCCACUGUGACUUCGAGUCCCCCUUCAGCAGACGACAUCUUUCCCUCCCCGCAUUCCUCGGAUCCCCAGUCCAUGUCAUCCUGGCAUUCCGAUGCGCUCGGUACUCCCGGGCUGUUCACGCCUGAUCUUCAGAGCCACGAUGCUCAGGCCUGGUGGCCACCCAUGAAUGCUCGGGUGCCCCAACGCCAACCUUCCUAUCAACAAGUAGUCGCGUCGCCCCCUCCACAGCAGCCGAUCCAGAACACCACCCAUCAGCAUGACUUGGCCAAUAGUCAACAUGACAUCCUGCAAGGGGGUCUUAUGAUCCAGAUGGAUCCAUCUGCGUAUGACAUGACCGCCACCGCCAAUUCAUCAUUUUCCUCAACGACCAUGGCUCCGACGGCGUCUAGUUGUCAGGAGAACCACACUUAUAGCCACGUGCCUACCGCUCACGCUAAAUAUGUUGACGCAUCUUCCUUUGCAACUCCCCAGCUUCAUCCUCAAUCGCGGUCACCAUCUCUGUCUCCGCGAGCAGAUCGAUCCCCCAAGAACGGAUUAGCCAUGCAUCACAGCAUCACCAUGAAAGCUCAGCGCCGUCAGCCCGGCCGGAAGAUUUCCUCCAACUCAAUGAAUGUCCCCAAACCCGUCAAGGGCCUUAAUGGAUCGGGGAGCCCCAAGGGAGCCAAGUCGGUAACUGUUUCAUUUGUAAACUUUACGCUAAAUGACAGUCAAAAAAUUCUCACAGGAGUUGCCCCCAGUGGCAGCUCCAAAACCAAAGCGCGACGGGAGCAAGAGGCCCGUGACCGGCGUCGCAGGAUUAGCGAAGCCGCACUUAAUGCAGUACGGAAAGCCGGUGGAGAUGUGGAGGCCCUCGAGGCUGUAAUGUUUUGA
Messenger RNA from Aspergillus oryzae RIB40, 1692 nucleotides. It is a transcript of the gene wetA, whose product is annotated as developmental regulatory protein WetA. Bases 1 to 1692 code for a protein of 563 amino acids. NCBI's taxonomy places the organism in Eukaryota, Fungi, Ascomycota, Eurotiomycetes, Eurotiales, Aspergillaceae. The record is from RefSeq and is a predicted model, not a curated record. The transcript has a single exon.